UGUGUCUGCCGGAGCCCUGCGCGCCCUCGGAGCCAUGCUGCGGAGCUGCGCCUCACGACUGCGCACGCCCGGGGCCCUGCGCGGCAGGUUGGGAGGUGCGCCCCCGCCGGCGAGGGACUCGCGGCCGCCGCCUAGGUCAUUUUCUUCAGAGGUCAUUUAUGUGGACCAUUCUCUCCCCAACCCCAGCUGGAGCAAGGACAUGAGACUCCUUUUUGACCAGUUCAUGAAGAAAACUGAAGAUGGCUCUUGGAAACGUUUGCCUUCACAUAAAUCUGUAUCUCCUCAAAGGACUGAAGAGGUCAAAACCUUUUUUCCUGAUGCAAAGCCUAUAAAAGAACACAUGUCACAAGCCAAGCUCUUUCCCAGAAGCCUUGAGGAAGGUCUGGGGUUUGAAUAUGCGAUGUUCCAUAAUCAUGUUGAAAACAGGACAGUUUGCAUAUUUCAAGGAGGUCCUUACCUGCAAGGAGUACCUGGAUUCCUUCACGGAGGUGCCAUUGCAACCAUGAUUGAUUCUACUGUUGGUAUGUGUGCAGUUAUCACUGAGGGAGUUGUCAUGACUGCCAAUCUCAACAUCAAUUUUAGAAGGCCUAUCCCCCUUUGUUCUGUUGUUGUGAUAAAUAGCCAGCUUGAUAAAGUUGAAGGAAGGAAAUUGUUUGUUUCCUGUAAUGUCCGAAGUGUGGAUGAAAAGACCCUAUACUCCGAGGCAACAAGUUUAUUUGUAAAACUAGAAAAAAAAAAAGUUUGACAUAAAAGAGCUUCUGGUGCAUUCUACACCAAUCUGCACUACUUCCCUCCAGAAGAAGCUGUUGUCUCCAGUUCUGCUCUACUUACCUACUUUUGAGUCCCCCAGAGGGUGAAGCCUGCUAACCCUGAUCUUCCUCAACAAAUCUUUGGAAUACAACUCCAGGAGCUCUAUUUCCACCUUCUAAACUCUUUAACACAGAAGGACUCCGUGUGACAGUAUCAGCAAUUCUUAGUGUCUCCUUAGAAUAAUAAGUUUCUGGUUCUCCUAAAUUUGAAUGGACUCCUUAAGGUUGCACAAGCAUGAUAUUUCCCCCAUUUCAGACUGAAGAAAAAAUUCAUAUUGAAACUCUUACCACAAACUUGAAAAUGCCAGAAAACCAAAGGAAGGAGUGUGUGUGCGUGUGUGUGUUAUAAAGGGGGGGAAAUCGGAGGGGGAGACGAACCAUGAGAGACUAUGGACUCUGAGAAACAAACUGAGGGUUCUAGAGGGGAGGGGGGUGGGGGGAUGGGUUAGCCUGGUGUUGGGUAUUAAAGAGGGCACGUUCUGCAUGGAGCACUGGGUGUUAUGCACAAACAAUGAAUCAUGGAAUAUUACAUCAAAAAAGAAAAAAAGGAAGGCAGGAAGAAAGAACAAGGCUAACUUUAUUGUAUCCAAACAAAUGGUUUUGGCCACGGUAGGAAGUACGACUAGUUCCUAUAGGAAUGAAUGAAUACUUCAGAUCUGGAUCCUAGGGAUUAAACAACCGUACCAUUUUUAAUAUAAUCUGUCCUGUUGUGUCUUACCAGCGACAUAGUUGAUCAUCACUGGAAGGAACCUAUAUUUACUUCCUAGGUAUCUUCAUUCAGGCUGCUAUAACAAAAUACGACAGACUUGGGUAGCUUAUAUACAACAGAAAGUUAUUGCUCACAGCUCUCGAGCCUAGAAAGGCAAGGAUCAGAGCACCAGCACAGUCACCUUCUGGUGAGGGCUAGCUUACUGGCUUAGAGCUGGCACCUUCUCACUGUGUCCUCAUGUGGUAGAAGGGGCUAGAGAUUCUCUAGAUCCUCUUAUUAGGGCACUAACCCCACUCAUGAGGGCUCCACUACUAAUACCAUUAGGAUUUCAACAUAGGAAGGCAGGGGCAGGAACAAACAUUCAGCCCUUCACAUUAGGCCUUCCAUGACAAAGUACCACAUACUGGGUGAUUUGAAAAAACAGGGGAACUCAUUGCCUCACAGUUCUGGGAACCAGAAGUACAAAAUCAAGGUUUCUACAAGGCCAAGCUCCCUCUGAAGGCCUCAAGCCUCUCUCCUGGCUGCUGGUAGCCUCAGUCAUUCCUUGGUUUGUAGAUGCAUCACUGCUGCCUUCACAUCAUCUUCCCUUUGGCCAAAUUUCCCCCUUUGUAUAAGGACACCAAGUCAUUGGUAGGGCCCACACUAAUGACCUCACUUUAACUCAGUUACCUCAAUAAAGACCUCAUUUCUGGGGCCCCUGGGUGGCUCAGUCAGUUAAGCAUCUAACUCUUGGGCUCAGCUCAGGUCUUGAUCUCAGGAUCGUUGAGUUCAAGCCCUGCAUUGGGCUCCACACUGGUCGUGGAGACUAAAAAAAAAAGACCCCAUUUCCAAAUAUGCUCACAUCAUGAGGUGGGGGAUUAGGACUUCAGCAUACCUUUUGGGAGGACACAGUUCAACCCAUAACAGAACCUUAAACAAAUGAAAGAUGAAAAAAUGAAUUGGGAGACUAAUGUUCUAGGAAACUUAUUCUACUUCUAAUAGAUUGAAUAGAAUCUACUGCAGAUAAUAGUCUGGGCUUCAGUUUCUUUCCUUUCCCCUUACUAAAAGUUUAGGUUGAACCGCAUGAAAUAGCCAUUUUCAAAGAUCAGAAUGGUCAGAUAUUGACAAUUUCCUAUGGCUCGACCUAGUGACUUAGGGAUAGCCUUGUGGUGCCCUACCCAGUCAUCCUUGCACAGCCAAAAGAUCAGCUGGACUCCUCCACUGCCGGAGCUGACUGACCCUGGGAUGGCCAAGCCCAAAAAAGACUCCCAUCCCUAGGGCCCACCUGCAGCUCCCAAGCUGCAAGAAAGGCCCCAGCAGAGGAUGGGGGUCACAGUGAUGGUGAGGCUAGCAGUUCCCUGUCCCUAGAAAUCCUGGUAGAGCCUGGGGAGGCACCUGGCCCGCAGCUGUGCCGUUCGCAUGUCUCGCAGCAGCCACCCUUUCUUCCUGGUCUUCAUCUAAUGACACUGGAGACCGCGGGCUCUUGUGGCAGCUCUCACAGCUUGCCCUCGUGGGUCGUAGGCAUGUGUACAAACAUGAAGCUGAAGGAACGAGCCAGCACUGCUGUCCAGCUUCACUUAAUUAGUAGAAAGGAGUUUAGACAGAGAGGGUACUUCAAAAAUGUCACUUAUUUGCACAGGCUUGCCCACACCGCUAGAGCACGCCAGGCCUUCACCCGAGCUAAAAAGCACCCAACUGAAAGAAUGCCAGAGGACUUUUUCUUCUGUUAAGUAUGCGCACACCUCCCUCCCUCUCCACCUGUAAGGUUUGCUCACUGGUGUGAUGGUGUCCAGGCCGCACUGUAGUAUGCGGGUGCUGGGCCUGGCGCGGCACAAGGUCAGCCAAGGGAAAGCUCCGUGGCUGUGCCCGCAGGGUCCCGGGCUUGACCAAGCCCGCAUGCUUGCCUUCCUCAGUCCUGGAGUACCUGGAACGCUCCAGAGCUUUGAUUGCUUCCUGGUCUGUGGGCCGGAGUCCCGCAUGAGGAGGUUGCUGUACUUGAGCAGUCCCCCGCCCCUGAUCUCUUUGGGGUUCUUGGUGGCGAUCAGUCUGUUCUGCAGGUGGUCGAAGGCUUCCUCGAAGUCCCCAUACGCACUAUCCCCGAUCACCAUGGGGUGGACGCGCUCAGAGAUGGGGCUGCUGGAGCAGUUGUAGAAGAAGAGCAGAGAGUCCAGGAUGAUCUGAAAAGAGUCUGCGCUAAAUUCAAACUGGCGCUGGAUGGAGUCAACGAAUUUCAGCUCCACGUUCUUCCCAUUCCUGUUGGAGAGGGAAAUCAGGCUCCAGCGGUCAGUGUCCGUGCAGACCUUCACCAGCUUCUGGACAUACGCCUCCUUCAGGGUGACCGGGCUGAUCUUGAGCUUGUUCACGCCCUCUAGCAGAAAGUUUGGAAGGGAGCACAGCACCACAUCCCUGACCAGCUGAAAUUCUGCCUCCGUGGGAAGAGCCACAUGAAAGAUCAGGUGCAGUCUUUGCAACACAGGCUGUUGUCUUUGACCAAGACGUGGCCCGUUGUGGAGCCGUUCAGCCUGACAUCCUACACUUUGAUGCCUGCCUCCUCCAGCCAGCCGCACUCGAGGUGCCCCAUGUGAGCAUUUAUUUCAGUGAUGGGUUGCAGUAACUGCCCAGCAGCAGGAAUGGGCUGGUGUGGAGAACGGACAGCAGGCUCCAUCUGACCCCAUGGCCCCCAUGCUCAUGGCCAAGGCCAGGACACAAGGCAGGCUGCAGGUGCCCCAGCACAGAGGUGAGGACAGCAGCUCCCUAGGAUGUGGUGCCAGGCCUCCUGGCCAUGCCUUACCAACUGGGGCUGUGGACCUGGUCCUGUGGGUCCCUCUGAUCCUGACUUUUUGCAGGGACUGCAGGUCAGGAGGCAGAUCGCACCCUGCGUAGACACCAUUGGUAAUGCUGUAUUCCAGUAAAGCACCAAAACAGGGAUGCAGAACAUGAGGAUUUCCCAGCACAAUCAGCAAGGCUUUGGGUCUGGUGAUUGCAACAUUAAAUCUUUUGAGUUGGAUAAGAAACCCAAAAAAUACCUAUCAUCUUCAAAUCUAUCUUCAUUUGACCAUGCGGUGGAGAUGAUGAUGACCAAAUAUGCUUGCCCUCGAAACUCCUCUACUGAUCCGAACUUUAUGUCCAUCAGAUCAACAUUUCGCAAAAUAAUUUUGAUUUUUUCCACCUGCUUCCGGUAGGGCAUGAUCACACCAAUAUCACUUGCAGACUUGGCUGGUGAUGCCCCUGGCCAGGAGGCAGCAACAGCGCAUGACCUGAACCACGAUGGGCUCCUCCCUUCACGAGCUUUGCUGCCCUUCACGCCAUGAAAAUGAGGGGGAAGCCUUUCUCUGGUAACUUCUCCCAGCCCAGCAGGGAGGUCACCCCACUUCAAGCUCUCUGUGGUAGAACAGCCCGGACAGCAGCACCAGCAGAGCUGGGUGGGAUCUAUAGUUCCUCAUGAGCUUUGUAGCCAACAGGGGGUUGUAGGCACCACAGCACCAAAAGCAUCUUCAUCCCUCAGAUAUGCUGGCCGGGACAUCAGUCUUUCCAACACAGAAACAUUCAGCCCAUAAGCCAUGACGAGUCUAGACUUGAUGAUGGGUCCAAACUGCAUGGGGUCUCCGGCAAGGACAGUCUGGCUGUUGGCCUCUGAAACCAGCCCCAGCGGAAUAAGGCGUUCCGGCUCACUCGCCUGUCCUGCUUCGUCCACAAACACAUGUGUAAAAUGUCCCAACUCUCCCUCCUAUUUGGUAAAAGAGAUCCCUGCUGCUGCAUGUCAUGCUUAUGAUCCUGAAGUGCAAGGCCUUCCAGAUAUCUUCUCCAACUUUGCAGUCUGGUUUGAUGGCAUGAGUGACUGUCUCCUUGAACCUGCAGGUGGCAUUUACAUGGACCAUGGUGCCGGGCCACAGCACCUGGCUCUCGUGCAGCCACAGACACACGAGGUCAGCCGCACUGUUGGAGGGUGCCCAGACCAAUAUUCGACUGUCCCGCAAAGCGUAGUUCACUGUAAAACAGCCUCUAGAACUGUCACCGUCUUCCUGGUUCCAGGAGGUCCAAAAAGAAUAUACGGGAGUGGGCGGCAGUCGCCACUCAGGAUUCUUCUAGCCGCUAACUUCUGGUUUUCAUUGAGCACAGGAUUGAAAAAUUCCUUCUCUCGCCUUGGGGAUCUGAACUUCGUUUACCAGAUCAGUUGACUUUUCAGCAAAGGCCACUGGCCCCAGCGUGUCCUGGGCACCAGCCCGCCUCUCCUUUGCUGCGUGCUUAGUAUGGUCCUUCAAGGCUUUCCUAUUCUUGAUGGUGGACUGUCCAUUGUUUUUGGUGUCUUGUGCAUCGUUCCAAUUCCCUGUCACUUGGGGAGACUGUAAAAUGAUUUCUUCUGGAAACAACACUUUAACAGCUAAGUGGGUGACGUGUUCUAGUGCAAAGUGACACCAUCUGCUUGUGGUCCUGUUAUAUGUGAAUUCCACAUCCAUAGGCUCAAAGUUAUAUGCUUGCUCAAAUUCUGGGUUAAGUUUAAGAAUUAUGUAUCUUCAUGAAUUUCAGUCACAUAGCCGAGUAUUUGAUGACAUGUCUGUUGUACUCUUGAGUUUUUAAAAUCAGUUUAUCACCUGCGAACAGAGAAGGCCUACUUUCAGCCAAUCCUGGGACCUCCAGAACCAGCAGGUCACCAUUUCUUUUCAAGGUGACCCCACUCAUGUGAACUCUUUCAGUUCUAUUUCUGCAUGAAUCUCCUCAAGUCAAAGUCGAAAACUUUUCCUUGUAGUUCUGAUAAGGAAAACCUGUGUCCUAAGAUGGCUGACUGAGCCAGAGAGAGAGCCCCAGUCCUUGCCCCAGGGCUCUUCCGGGUUCUUCCUGCUCUGCUUCCCACGAGCACCAAUCUGGGUUCUUCUCCCUGCCCCGCUUCGUGCAUGCGCCAAAAGUGCCCAGUAUGCGGAAGUAGAUGUGUAUAAAUUGCCCCCUUUGUUUGUGCUCGGGGCUCAGACCUUUGGAGACCACUCCCCUCUGGGCCCGCCAGCAUUAAAUAAACCUCCUAUCCUCCAAGA
Mirounga angustirostris (Northern elephant seal) is the source of this 6524-nucleotide messenger RNA. It is a transcript of the gene THEM4, whose product is annotated as thioesterase superfamily member 4. The coding region runs from base 35 to 745 and encodes 236 amino acids. NCBI's taxonomy places the organism in Eukaryota, Metazoa, Chordata, Mammalia, Carnivora, Phocidae. The transcript has 6 exons. The record is from RefSeq and is a predicted model, not a curated record.